Messenger RNA from Monopterus albus (swamp eel), 3283 nucleotides. It is a transcript of the gene cxcl12b, whose product is annotated as chemokine (C-X-C motif) ligand 12b (stromal cell-derived factor 1). Bases 101 to 376 code for a protein of 91 amino acids. The record is from RefSeq and is a predicted model, not a curated record. Lineage: Eukaryota; Metazoa; Chordata; Actinopteri; Synbranchiformes; Synbranchidae. Gene Ontology annotation, biological process: chemotaxis; immune response; defense response. The transcript is spliced from 5 exons. Gene Ontology annotation, molecular function: chemokine activity. Gene Ontology annotation, cellular component: extracellular region.
GAAGACUUAACACAGGCAGAGUGGAGCUGGCGGUCACAGUUGUGUCCUGGAUUGUAGCGGUGAGAGAAACAGAGAGAGAGCAGCCUGUGAACCCCCCACCAUGGAUGUCAAACUGCUGGCACUGAUGGCUCUACUGGCUGUGGCCACACGCAUACCAGCAUCUAACGCGAAGCCCAUCAGUCUGGUUGAGCGUUGCUGGUGUCGUUCCACUCUCAACACGGUUCCUCAGCGCUCCAUCAAAGAGCUCAAGUUCCUCCACACGCCCAACUGCCCCUUCCAAGUCAUUGCCAAGCUGAAGAACAACAGGGAAGUCUGCAUCAACCCAGAGACCAAGUGGCUGCAGCAGUACUUAAAGAACGCCAUUAACAAGUGCUGAGAAUGGGAGUCAUGAAUGUACAAAAGUGAAGAAAUCCAGAAGACGCAGUACCAAGAAAGACUAAACCCAAGAGAAGAUGCAUGUCAUCAGGCCUUGUUAUACCUCCCUGUCACUGCUAUGGAUGUAUGUAAACACUCUGCAUGUACCUGUCCACCUCUCUGGACCACUAGCAGAACCAGCACUUCACUACCAGCACCACCACUGAUCCCUCUGGACACUCACACAGUCACCAUGUUAGCACCAAGUGCAAUUACACUUUGAAAUGAUGCAAAGAUAUGUACAUAUGUGUGUGUGUGUGUGAGUGUGUGAGUGUGUGCUGAGUAAGUGGCAUGAGUGAGAAAGCGAGAGUGUGUGUGUAUGAAUGUGCUUCACAUAAACUAAUUCUGACUAACUGUGUCUGAACAUAGGAUUUGUUGCUUCACACCACUAUAAAGGAACAAACUGAGCUUUCUGUUUCACAAACACAGUUUUGUGGGUCCCGUUGGCUUCACUUCCUAUCAAUGUAAGGUCAUGACCCAAAUCUGGUUUGGCAAACUGAAGAGACCCCAAAAUGAAUAUGAUCAGUUAUUUUUACAACAGACCAUGUACUUUUAACACUAUUUUUAAAAAGUUAAUUCUACAUUUUAUUGCUGAUGUUAUGCUCAUUAAAACAAUAUUUGGGAUGGGGGUGUUAUGAGAAAAGCUCGCUUCACCACUUUCUGGGACAAAUCCAGAGAUGAGGCCAGUGGGGUUAGGCCAAAGUAUCACGAGCCUUGCACUGUCUUUGAACUCACUGCAAAACACAACAGAGAGGAAGCUCACACAAACGAUGUAGACACAAGCACUGAUAUCAUGGUGCUAUAUAUUCAGUAUAAGGGGUAAGAGCCAUUAACAGAUUUGUAUUUCACUGUUUAUUUUGUGAACUCUGUAUGAUACACUAUAUUUUUACCUGUUACAAAAAAGGGCUGUUGUUGGAGUGUAAAGUGAAAAAUGAAAUGAAACGCUGAGGUUAUGCUAAGGCCAUACUGUGCUGACAAAGAAAUGGAAUAAACCCUUCUCAGUGCAGCUUUUUUAUUGAUCAAUAUAUCAGGAAACAGAGACUAAAUAUUUGUACAGUCAAAGGUGAAAAAUGAAGAAACCUGUGAACAUUAAAAUCUUGAUUUUAUAUUUCAUUUAUUGUUAGUAAAAGGGUAGAAAACAUCAUAAUUCCAAAAGCAGUUUUUUUUGUUUGUUUUUUUUUUACUACUUAUUACAGUGGCUGAGUAAAUGUAUGUCAUGACAACUGAACAAAUUAGCUGCAGUGUUUUCAUACCAACACCGGCCCUUUUUAGGAACGAAAAGCUAAUAAAUAUUCACACGAAAGAGCAGAGUGAUGAACGUCACAAAGGAAAUGUUCACAGUGGCAAAAUGAAAGUUUGUGAUCUGUUCACUUUUUUUAUAUCUAUUUGAGCCACUUUAUUGUUAGACAUGUGUUUUGUAUGUAAUUGUUUUAUUUCUAUAUUGUGUAUUAUCUUACUAAAUGCCUUUUUAAUGCAAUGUACAGUAAGCAGUCACUACUAAAUGAAGGCUAUUCCUUAAAGUGUGAGAACCAGUAUUACAUUUCACUUUUAAAAAUGCAUGCAAUAUUUUACAUAACCUAGUAAUACACAGAAUGCAACAGGUUCCUUUUCCAGUGGAAUAAUACAUCUUUUGCCAUGUGGAUAAAAAAAAAAGUGCCAGAUGAGAUACAUUUCAUCCUUUUGGUUUGUUGUCCUCUCCACAUUGUUUCCUUAUCAGCCAGUCUGAGAUGUAACAUGCACACAGUGUUUGAAAAUUAAAACCCUUGACACCAAGUGAAGAAACUAUCGGUCGUCCCAGCCGAACACUAACUUCAGUUUUUCUAUAGCUGUACUGAGGUUGAUGUAUGAUGUGUCGACAGGGCCACUGAAUCAGAACAGAACUAAAUCUCUGAGUUGAAAUCCAAGCGCCCAACAUGUGCUUUCAAUCUGGACACUCCCUGUGCCCCACGGGCCUCCGCCUCAGUUGCUCUCAGCUGCUGCGCUGCCGUAACACUAGAGCUCCUUCUUUUCCCUAACAUUCUAAAGGAAGCCCUGGGGUUGUGGUCACCGUCUGAUCGUGUUUAGUUCUACACGAUCUAUUUGUUAACUGUCUGCUAACAGGUGAUAAUCUUAUCAAUUUACAGCUAGUAGUGUAAAAACCCUGUAACUGUAAUUAAUGUCUCAUUAAUGUAAUAGAAGUUCAUGGAUACUAAUUUUAUAUAUAUAUAUACAAAUGUUUCAAACACAUUGAUAAACAAGCUUAAAUGCUAUGUUACAAUGUUACUGGUCAUGUAAACCGCCUCUCCAUUCCUAGAUUAGAUUAUUAACAUUAAAAAGAAGAUUGUGUUGUUACUACUGUAAACUUCAGACUUUCUAAUAAUGUGAUAAAUAUCUUGAGAGCAGGAAAAAUAAUAUCGCAUCACCUGUAGUGAAAUGCUAUUACAAUAAUGGGGUUUGAGUUGUGCGAAUUCGAUUCAUUUUGUAACAAGUAUUUAGCUUUAUUUAACAGACUUUUUAUGUGUAUUUAUGUAUAGUACUGCAGGCCCUAUUUAACCCUGGCAGUGUUAGCACCGCUCUCAUCAGACCAUCACUGUAGACAACAUUUGGUAUGAUUAAACAAUGUCAGCCAAAUAUAAACACACCUUUAUCAUGGUGCAUAUUUGGCACCAGAGCUUUUACAAUAAAUCUGUGUAAAAGUGUUUAAUAAAUUCAUCAUCAUGGGUGUGCAUGUUCUGCUUUUUGACCCCAAAACAAUGUGAAACAACUUUAUUCUUUUGAGGCAGCUUGUGACGCAUUAUCUUCAUAUACAUGAGAUGUAUUAGAGCAUUAGCCACUGUAUUGUCACCGUGUAAACAAAGAGGCAGUAUUUUAGCUCAAGCCUUUUUUCAAU